Molecule: messenger RNA, 1006 nt
Organism: Tricharina praecox
Lineage: Eukaryota; Fungi; Ascomycota; Pezizomycetes; Pezizales; Pyronemataceae
Exons: 3
Coding region: 256-783 (175 amino acids)
Source: RefSeq, a predicted model, not a curated record
CGGCUUUAAGAUGUCCAAGAUUGCUUGACACAACGACAGAAGAGUCUCGAUCGCAUCUCCAGAUGUGUCUACGCGAGUGACAUCAAACGGCAUUGUAGUGCGAUGUUUUAGAGGGUAACACAGGUCUAACCGGCAAAUCAUGACGUAGGAUCCCUGACCUUUCAAUUUCAACGACAGCUCUCCACGCCUCGAGUAUCAUCCCAGAUAGAUCGAUACCCUCCGCACUCCCCCAGAUCUAAGAGUAACAGCCACGAUAUGGGGGGAAAGUCGUCCAAGAUUGCUGGCGCCGCUGGCUCAACCGUCGUCCGGAAGUACCCCACACGGACACCGACGCAAUUCCCCUCAUCUCAAACCACCAAUGCCUCCGGCCCCUCGGGCUCCGAAUCGAUAUCACCGGAGACAACCGCACGCUCCGAGGCCCAGGCCGAGUUCUCGAAGACCGAAGCCAUAAAACAAGAUGCCGCAGAUCCGGACUUUGCCAGCAUGUUGAGGAGCGUGGGCGUAGCCCAGAUUCCUGAUGCUGCCAGGAACUAUGAUCUCGCUGGCGUGGAGAAUCCACAAUUACGAACACUCACCCGUCGGCAGGCGCUUGAAGACGAGCAGUUGGAGGAGGCUAAUAACCCGGCAACGAGGAUGAAGCGCUCAUGGAUCGAUGCUCCGACACUUCGCGAGGUCUUGAAAAUGAGGGAUGACCAAAAGUGGUCGGCUGAAAAGAUCGAGAAGGAAAUGGGAUUGGCGAGUGGAGUGAUGGCCAGGUUAGGGAAACGGGUCAAAGGCUUUUAGAUUGGAGGCGUAAUUGUUCGUGUAUAACAAGCACUUCACAUGGGAAAACCGUACUAUAGGCAUUCGCGACCCUCUCUCACUAGAUUACCAUAUAUUCACUCAACAUCAAUUGUCGUCUUCCGCCUCUGUUAUGAGUAGCUCUCAAAUAAACCAAUCCCAUACAAAAACGACUCCACAAAACACCACAGUGCCGAAGAAAGCCGACCGGGCCAUCGAGGUUUUU